This is a messenger RNA of Mesitornis unicolor (brown roatelo), 758 nucleotides long. RefSeq names its product tyrosine-protein kinase Fer-like. The transcript has 6 exons. The record is from RefSeq and is a predicted model, not a curated record. The annotation marks the transcript as partial. NCBI's taxonomy places the organism in Eukaryota, Metazoa, Chordata, Aves, Mesitornithiformes, Mesitornithidae.
AUGAAGUUGCAUGAAAGAUGCCAGAGAAAAGGAAUCUUGGAUGAGUAUAGUCAGAUCACCAGUCUUGUAACAGAAGAGAUUGUGAAUGUUCAUAAAGAGAUCCAGACCUCCGUUGAACAGAUAGACCCUAACUCUGAGUAUAAUGACUUCAUAGAUACUCACAGGUCAUCAGAAGUUGUUGAACAACAAAUAGAGUUUGAUACAUCUUUACUAGAAGAAAAUGAAAAUCUUCAAGCUAAUGAGAUCAUGUGGAAUAAUCUAACAGCAGAAAGUUUACAAGUCAUGUUAAAAACAGUAAUAGAAGAACUGAUUCAGACACAGCAAACCCUUUUGAGCAAAGAGGAACUUGUGUUGGAACUAGAGAAAAAAAUAGAAGAGUCCUCUAAGACUUGUGAAAAGAAGUCUGAUAUUGUACUCCUGCUGAGCCAAAAGCAAGCGCUGGAAGAACUUAAGCAGACAGUUCAGCAAUUAAGAUGCUCUGAAGCAAAAUUUGCAGCUCAGAAAGAACUACUGGAACAAAAAGUUCAAGAGAAUGAUGGGAAAGAGCCACCACCUGUGGUGAAUUAUGAAGAAGAUGCCAGAUCAGUCACUUCUAUGGUGCCUCUAAACAAUAGGUAUGAGGCUCUGGUUGAGGAAAGCCUGACAAAUGAGGACACGGGUGAUGGGCAGUCUACAUCGGAGGGGCCUCCACAGUCAGAAAGGCCUACAGCCUACAUCACAACCUUCUCCACAAAGAAGAAAACGAGGGUUAAAAAAAG